CCUUUCCCAACAAUCUGUUAAUAUUAAAAUAAUCCAGCUAAUUAACCUCUGGGGCUGUUUCGCUUUUGCCUGUGCCGCCAAACGGCCAAAGCAUGUUCCGAAUUGGCAUUAAAUUUUCGUCAAACCCACACGAUCGGAUAAUUAAAAUUAAUAAAUAUGGAUACACGAGACUUUAUGGUGCCACGAGGUCGAGGGAUGUUCAGCCAUGGAGGAGGCGAGGGAGAGAGCAACAGAGGGAUGUCAGGGUUAUCGUGGCACAGACGAGGGCUGGAUAUUCAUCGGAGGCACCUCGGAGUGGAAAAACUGGUGGCAAGGGGCUGUUAUUUCUGGGAUCUAUAACCUUGGGGACGGUAGGACUCCUAGCACUCGCUAGAAGUAAUUCAGACAUCCGGGCGCAGCUGGAGGAAUGGAUACCAGGGACUGAUAAAACUAUCAAGGUCAUUUUUCAAGAGGAGGCAUCCUAUUUUGAUCAACUGUGUGAAUUCUUUGAGAAUUUAAAACAGAGUGUUAUUGAUGGAGUAUUUGGUGAUGGAAAUCCAAAAGUAGAGAAGAGGAGCGAUGAUAAAGCAGGUCAGAAAGAAAUACCAUGUGCUACCUGUGACAACUACACACCUCCAAAGCCCUCAUUCGAGCCAUUGGUUAAAACAAAAGAGCCGGUCGUUAACGAUUCGUAUGCAGAGAUCCGCCAGAGUGAGGACAAAGGAAAGAAAAUUCAAGUUGUUGUGGAAAAGCCCUCGAUGCCUAAGAGAGAAGUUCCUGAAGAGCUAAAGCCGAAUAAUCUCGUGGAACUCGAAGCUUUUUGUGGAGAGGCAGCUAGCCGAGCCAUUGCAGCUUAUCAAGAAGCUACAAAAGCCAUUCAUAAUUAUAAUCAGGAUGUUGUGAAGGUUGUGGAGACAGGGAGUGGUGCACCUGCUAAUAUUGGAGCUCCUGUUUGGCAGAGAUUGAAAGAAGCGACGGAGAAGAGAAAACAUGCCAUCCAGGAAGCAGAAUUGAAUGCAACCGAAGCCAUUCAAAAUCUGAAGCGUCUCUCAAAUUUAAUCGACGAUCCGCAGUUCGACGCACCGCCGGUCGUGAAAUCCGCUGCGCGUAGAAACGUCAAGAAGAUAAUCGAGGACGUUGACGAGGCGAAAAAGAAAUACGACGACGAGGAGGGAUCGGCAAAUAUCACUGAAAAAUACUGGAACAAAGUCAAAGCAGCCAGGGAGAAUUUCAACGAGGAGCUCCAGAUAUUAUUCCCAAACAUCAAUAUUCACGAGAAAAGUUUCAGCGUUAAUGAGGAGGCCUUCGAUAUCUUUGUCCUCUACAUGUAUAAUAGGGUUAAUUAUUUGCAGAAGGAGUUGGAUAAACUAGAGAGCAUUGAUGGCGCAAGAUUAAGAGCGGCCAUGAAAUCCAGCGGGGAUUUAGCCUCGGAGGAUAAAUUGAAUGAACUCAUUUGUCGUGAAGUUAACAAGGAGAAGAGAAUUCUCGUGGAAGAGCUGGAUAAGAAGUUGUUGGCUGAGCGAAAGACUUUUGAAGAAGAUAUUCGCCGACAGCUGAAGCUUCAGGCGCAGGUGAAUGCCGAUCACUUGAAGGAGAUGCUUGAAAUAAAGGAGAAGGAGGCACAGCGGUUGAUAAAUCGUGCAGCUAGUGAACAGGCAGAGGCUGAGUCCAUCAAGUAUAAAACCCAGCUGGCAGUCAUUGUUGGUAGAUUGCGAGGACUGGAUGAGGCACUCAAGCUUCGCCUGAGCGAGGAUAAAGGUGCCUGCGAUGCCCAGAUGCUGUGGGCAGCAUGUCAAGCCCUGGGAAGAGCUAUAAAAGUCACAGCUACAGGAACACCAAGUGACAGGCCAGUGAGACCACUCGAGGCUGAAAUAAAUGCUAUCUCCAAAGUAGCACCCAAGAACGAUGCACUGGUUAAGGCGACACUUGAUGGAAUACCUGAAGAGGCGGUCAAACGCGGAGUUUUCCCAGAGGAUGCACUCCGAGAACGAUUCCUAAAGGUGGAGCACAUGGCAAGACGUCUCGCCCUUGUACCUGCCGAAGGCGCUUCCUUACCCAUAUAUCUGCUGAGUUACUUACAGAGUUUUCUCCUGGUUAAAGCGAUCAGUCCGAUAUCAAAGAGUGAACUAUCCGAUGAACCCAUUGACGUCAGCAAAUUGGAUACAUACGACGUGUUGGAUCGCGCCAGGUAUUGGUUGGAUCGCGGUGAUUUUAAAAUGACUCUCAAGUACAUGAAUCUACUCAAGGGCGCAUCGAGAUCAGUCGCACGAGAUUGGAUGAAUGAGACUAGAAUACUUUUGGAGACACAACAGGCUGUUGAUACGCUCAUGGCGUACGCAGGUGCUAUUGGCCUUGUAUUUCUUGGUAGGGGUGACACUAAGAAUUAACAAGUGGAAUAACUGCAGACUCACUCCCCAUUAUUGCCACCCGAUGCUGCUCCCUCGUCCAUACGUGCAUUUUCAAUGCAUCGACGUCUUUUUUUAUUAGUAAUGAGACUCUGCUAGGGAUGAAUAACUAGGACAACGUAAAUUGAGUAACAAAAAUAAAAUACAUUGUUCGAAUUUCUCAUUGGUGGUGGAAUAAAAUUUGGACGUUCCUGGUCUAGUUCUCUUGGCCUAGUCCCAGGAGCUUGCAGAGGAAUUCCACGUGCAUCCAGUACAUCCAACCCUCUGGAGGAUCGUGUUACAUGUUCUGUUGUAAAAUAAAUAAACUGAUGGAGACGAACAAUGGAAUUUAUAAAUAAAAAACGAAUUACAUUGUUUCCUGAA
Molecule: messenger RNA, 2747 nt
Organism: Fopius arisanus
Lineage: Eukaryota; Metazoa; Arthropoda; Insecta; Hymenoptera; Braconidae
Gene: Mitofilin
Product: inner membrane mitochondrial protein mitofilin
Exons: 15
Coding region: 93-2366 (757 amino acids)
Biological process (GO): cristae formation
Cellular component (GO): MICOS complex
Source: RefSeq, a predicted model, not a curated record